Molecule: messenger RNA, 411 nt
Organism: Maudiozyma barnettii
Lineage: Eukaryota; Fungi; Ascomycota; Saccharomycetes; Saccharomycetales; Saccharomycetaceae
Gene: SNA3
Product: Sna3p
Exons: 1
Coding region: 1-411 (136 amino acids)
Cellular component (GO): membrane
Source: RefSeq, a predicted model, not a curated record
AUGGCUAACGAAAGUGCAAAAUAUUCUAUCAAUAAGGAUGACUUAUUACUUAUUAUUUUAGGUGUGUUUAUUCCACCUGUACCAGUCAUCAUUAGAAAGGGUUUCUGUAGUAAGGAUUCCCUAUUAAACAUUCUACUAUUUAUGAUUCUGUUUUUCCCAGCCACGAUCCAUUCCUUUUACAUCGUUUACGAAUCUAGUAGGGAACGUGACUUGGAAAGAAAUAACACAACUUCUACUGUUGAUGGUAGAACGCUAAGAGAGGACCAAGUUCCAUUAAAUAAUGGUGACUUCAAUGUCGAUUUGGAGAGAGAUGCUCAAGAUAUACAAGAAAAUUCUUCUUCUUUACCUAAAUAUGAUGAAAUCUCUCACGAUAACAACCCUAACACUGGCGAUAACAAAGUUCAACACUAG